ACCACUUCUCUUUAACUCCCAGUGACGGUACCAGUCCCAGCAUCGACGAUGGCGUCCAUGGAGUCCCUCAUCUUGCAGCUCCACGAGAUUUCUGCUGUGAAAUUCGGCAACUUCAAGCUGAAAUCCGGCAUCUCCUCCCCCAUCUAUAUCGAUCUCCGUCUCAUCGUUUCUUACCCCUCCCUUCUCCGCCAAAUUUCCCAAUCCCUAAUCGCCUCUCUCCCUCCACACACCCAUUACAACCUCGUCUGUGGCGUCCCAUACACUGCCCUCCCCAUCGCCACUUCCAUCUCCCUCGAUCAUUCCAUUCCCAUGCUCAUGCGCCGCAAGGAAGUCAAAGACUAUGGAACUUCCAAGUCCAUCGAGGGCGUUUUCGACAAGGGCCAGACUUGUCUGAUCAUCGAGGACCUUGUCACUUCUGGGGCCUCCGUUCUAGAAACGGCCACGCCUCUGCGCGCCGCUGGGGUCAACGUCACGGAUGCUGUCGUUGUGAUUGAUAGAGAGCAAGGCGGCAGGGAGAAUUUGGAAGAGAAUGGGAUUCAAUUGCACGCGCUUUUUAAGUUGAGUGAAAUGGUGAGUGUUUUGAGGAAAAAGGGUAAGCUAGAGGAGGAGAUGGAGGGCGUAGUAAUGAGAUUCUUGGAGGAGAACAGGAAGGUGGCCGUGCCUAAAGUUGAGAAGGUUAUAAUUAAGGCUUUGGGAUUCCAAGAAAGAGCCAAAAUGACCAAGAAUCCCACGGCUAAGAAGUUGUUUGAAGUCAUGGUGAAGAAGGAGAGUAAUCUGUGUUUGGCUGCUGAUGUUGGUACUGCAGCAGAGUUGCUUGACAUCGCCGAGAAGGUUGGACCUGAAAUCUGUCUAUUGAAAACGCACGUUGAUAUCUUGCCUGAUUUCACUCCAGAUUUUGGUUCUAAACUUCGUUCGAUUGCUGAAAAACACAACUUUUUAAUCUUUGAAGACCGUAAAUUUGCCGACAUUGGUAACACAGUGACAAUGCAGUAUGAAGGAGGUAUCUACCGCAUAUUGGAAUGGGCUGAUAUUAUUAAUGCUCACAUUAUCUCUGGCCCUGGAAUUGUUGAUGGUUUGAAACUGAAGGGUUUGCCUCACGGUAGGGGCCUGUUGCUACUUGCUGAAAUGAGCUCUGCUGGUAACCUUGCCAAGGGAGACUACACAGCUGCUGCGGUUAAAAUUGCUGAAGAUCAUUCAGAUUUUGUAAUUGGAUUCAUCUCAGUUAAUCCAGCAUCAUGGCCUGGGCCACCAGUAAAUCCAGCAUUCAUUCAGGCAACUCCUGGAGUUCAAAUGGUGAAGGGUGGUGAUGCUCUUGGCCAGCAGUAUAACACUCCCUACUCUGUAAUCUAUGAUAGGGGUAGUGACAUCAUAAUUGUGGGACGUGGAAUCAUAAAGGCAGCAAACCCUUUGGAGACAGCAAGAGAAUAUCGUCUUCAAGGAUGGAAGGCGUAUGUGGCUAAAUGCACUUGAGUCUCCAUUUUGGCUUUCUCUACUUAUCCUAUAUUAUGAUCAGACGGAUAUUGUUGAAUUUAUUAGUCUUGCAUGUUUGGGACUUGAUAUCAAAACCAGGUUGACCUGGUAUUGUUUUUAUAUGUAUUAUUGAACGAUUCUAGCAAAACAGAAAGCUAUGUAUGGACGGGGUUUUGCUGAAUCAACCAUGUAUGGAUGUGGUUUGGCUGAAUAAAGUCUGUUAGGGCUCACACUACCCAUUUUUGUCUCAAUUUAUUGCUAGUACUUUCACCCAAUCUGUUCAAGGGAAGCCAGAAGUGUUUUUCAUAUCAAUUAAAAAAAUAUGUAUUAU
Rubroshorea leprosula is the source of this 1801-nucleotide messenger RNA. NCBI's taxonomy places the organism in Eukaryota, Viridiplantae, Streptophyta, Magnoliopsida, Malvales, Dipterocarpaceae. The record is from the annotation of a GenBank genome assembly.